Labrus bergylta (ballan wrasse) is the source of this 8848-nucleotide messenger RNA. It is a transcript of the gene setd1a, whose product is annotated as SET domain containing 1A, histone lysine methyltransferase. The record is from RefSeq and is a predicted model, not a curated record. Gene Ontology annotation, molecular function: RNA binding; protein binding; histone H3K4 methyltransferase activity. Gene Ontology annotation, cellular component: Set1C/COMPASS complex. NCBI's taxonomy places the organism in Eukaryota, Metazoa, Chordata, Actinopteri, Labriformes, Labridae.
GCGAGGCUUUCAGGUUGGUUUGUGUGCGAUGGCGGCUCCCUCAAUAAUAUCGGGAUUUUAAAGCGGAAAAACAAUGGCUUCACACCCCCGGAGAAGCGCGUUGUUGUCUUGACUAGCGACCGGAAUGAUAGCGGUGUCGGUUUGACUCUUGUAGGAUGGAUCCAGAAGGAGGGGCAGAUUCACAAAAAGCUGUCAGUUUGCAGUGGAAGAGCUACAAACUCGUCCAGGAUCCAACCAUUCGACGGGUCACUCAAAAAAUCUACAGAUAUGAUGGAGUCCAUUUCAGUGUACCCGACUCCGGGUUUCCUCCUGUGGGUGAACUGCGGGACCCUAGACCCCGGAGACUGUGGUCCAGGUACACCGAAAUGUCUUUGCCAGUGCCGAAGUUUAAGCUUGAUGAGUUCUAUGUGGGUCCCAUACCCCUCAAGGAGGUGACCUUUGCUAGGCUCAAUGAUAACAUCAAGGAGCCCUUCUUGGCAGAAAUGUGUGCUAAGUUUGGUGAGGUGGAGGAGAUGGAGAUCCUGUUUCACCCAAAGACCAGGAAGCACUUGGGCCUGGCCAGAGUGUUGUUCACCAGCACCAGAGGAGCUAAAGACACAGUGAAGCAUCUGCACAAUACUUCUGUCAUGGGCAACAUCAUUCAUGCUCAACUGGACAUUAAAGGUCAGCAAAGGCAGAAGUAUUAUGACCUGAUAGUAAAUGGGUCCUACACCCCUCAGACGGUGCCCCUGGGAGGGAAGGCUUUGACAGACAGGGUCCAGCCUCCGACCCCGACACAGCCACAACCACAGCCACAGCCUGAUACAUCAUCAGAAAUCAGGCGAAGGCUCUCAAGUGAGCUUGCAGUUUUGGCAGCAGGGGUCCAGGCUCUUACAUCAGGGAGUGUCACCCCCUGCUCUGCAGACACUGGUUUUGGUGAACAGCGUCUGGACACGCCCCCCUCUUCCAUGUCUGGCCCCUUCACCCCAGGCUCUUCUGCUUCAUCUCAGGGUGGCGGAACACCUCACAGCUCAAGAUCUGGGACUCCUUUCUCACAAGAUUUAAACUACACCGGGGGCAGGCAUACUGGCUACAACACUGGCACUUUGGGCAGCGGAUACCCUCCGCAGGACAUGCUUCCUUCCUCCUCCUCGUCUUCUGCAGUUUCAUCUACUGUGGGAGGAUACAAAGUGUCUCGCUACUCUGAAGAUGCACAGGAACCUGCAGUGUAUAAUCGAGGCCGCCCUAUGUAUCCGCCAACCCCAGCGUACCGUUCCAACGAGCCACCGUGCUACCCCACAUACCCCGGUGUUGGAGGGCCUGGGCCACACGUCGGACACCACUCCUCAAUGCCUCCACCACCCUUUGCCACCCAGUAUGAUCAGCCCCCGAUGUCGGACAGGGACCGCGACAGAGACUCAGGGGGCCGUUAUGUGGCCGGGGCGAUUGGCUCCAGAAGGUCAUCUUAUCAUCACCAGCAAGACACAAACUCUUCCUCAAAGUACCAUUCCCAUCACUCCCAUCAUCACUCAGAUCGCAGGGACGAGAGGGGGUAUCGGCGAGACAGCCAGGGCUCUCGAUCGGGUGAGCACAGCCACCAGAGACACCGCAACCACCACCAUUCACACAACCACCACGGCAGCAGCAGCAGCCGCAGGAGGAGCAGCCAUGACCGGGACAGGGACCGAGACAGAGAUCGAGACAGAGACCGGGACAGUGAUUUGUCGAACAGCUCUGACCCCAGAUACAACUCAAACUCUUACCGCUCUUCCUCGAACAGCAUGUCUCCUCCCCCCUCAUCAUACUCUUUGUACCCCUCUUCCAAAGAGCCUGCCACAGCCCCUCCUCAGGGAUUGGAUAUUCCCACUCGUCUAGGGGCCACAGGCCUCGCUGAUAGAAGCGCUCAGCCUUCAGUAGGUGCUGAAAAAGACUUCAACACUGGACACCACAGUGCUCUGCCGCCACCACCCCCACCGCCACCUCCACCACUCCCGCCAGCCUCUGUCAUUGCAGCAGCUGUAGCUGAGACACUUGGAACACUAGACUUCAACCAGGAUAGUCCAGCCCACGAAGAGCAGUGGACAAAGCCCAAACGCCGUCCCAGCACACCGCCCGCACCGCCGAAGACGCCUCCACCUCCCCCUUCCUCCCCUCCCCUCCCAUCCAUUGCGUCUUCCUCUACCUCCCCUUCCUCUUCUUCCCUCCCCCAACAGCUUCCCUCCUCCUCGAGCUCUCCACCACCCCCUCAACGUGACUCUUCCUCGCCUGAGCCAGAUUCCACCAACGAGAGUUUACCGUUUGUCUAUCACAGCAGCAGCCUUGACUCCCGCAUUGAAAUGCUCCUCAAGGAACAAAAGGCAAAAUUUUCUUUCCUUGCCUCUGAUGAAGAAGAUGAGGAAGAUAGGAAAGAGGAGAAGCAGAGGGGGGUUCGUGGGGAUGGAGGACAGCGAAAAGUUGGGGUCGGUGAUGCAGCAGGGGAGCGCACAAGUGGCAAUGAGGUGGGAGACAAUGGGGAGAAGGACCACAGGAGGAAAGGGGAAAGAGACCGAGACAGCCAUAAGGGAAGGAAACGUGGAAAGGGUGGAGAAGGUAGGAAGAGUCCCACUGUACAUACAGCCACAACACCCUCCUCUUCAACCUUCUCUGCCCACAUUUUGCCUCCAGAGGAGCCCCAGUCCCAGGUUGGCCUCACUGGGACUGGAGCUUUGCAAGAGGAAUCUUCACAGGUUGGAUUUGCUGAUACACUGAGCAGGACAGGAGCACACACACCACCUUACAACGGACGGAGUCAGUCCUCCCCUCGUUCCUCAGGUGAAGACAUGGAGAUCUCAGAUGAGGAGGAGGAGACCCCCAUAACAACGGUGGACACCCACCAGCCCACAGUCACCUCAGGUUCCUCGCCCACUUCAUCCCAGGCUGCCAUGCCAUCCCAAACAACGGACCCCUCAUCCUCACCCUCUGACUCAGCACAGCACUUUGGCACUUCCAUGCACCCUACUAUACCUUCCUAUCCUCCACAUUUGCCCCCUCCGCCUCCUCCUGGUUACUCCCUUCAGCCCCCACCUCCUCCAGGGAUCCCUCCCCUUUCGCACAUGGAACUGCACCCGGAGUACCCCCCUCCCAUUCCCCACCACAUGUACGACUACGCCACCUCCAUGGAGAUGAUGAAUCAGUACAGCGGCGGAGCUCCCAUGUCCUUCCAAAUGCAAACCCAUAUGCUAAGUCGGCUACACCAGCUGCGCAUGUCGUCAUCCAACGGCACCCCAGGUCCUGGUGAGGCAGCCACCGCAGACUACAACUCCUACCAUCUCCACUCUAUGCCCCCACCCCACACACACCAUCCUUACAUGGACCAAGAGGGUAGUGGGGCGGGCUCUCAUUAUGACCAGGACCACCGCUACAUGCCACCCCACAUGCCCUACCCCUACGUCGACCCACACAGCACUCAGAUACCACCACCUCCACAUCAUGGAAUACCUCCUCCCCAUGCUGGGUGGCCGCAACAUGUGAUACCACCACAAUACCCCUCUUACAUGCCCCCACCUGGCUAUGCAAUGCUGCCUGGGGAUGGAGGCGAGUAUAGGGCUCCUGGGGAGGAGAUGCCCAUGCUGGUUGAAAAUCCACAUGAAGCCACAGUCCAGAUGGUCCUGGCGACUCUGAUCCAGGAAAUGAAGAACAUCAUGCAGAGGGACCUGAACCGCAAGAUGGUGGAGAAUGUUGCCUUUGCAACUUUUGAUGAGUGGUGGGAAAGGAAAGAGACCAAGGCCAAGCCUUUCCAGACAAUGGUUAGGGGGGUGUCUGCCUUACGAGAAGAUGAGAAAAAAGAGGAGAAGGUCAACCGUCCUCGGGAGCCUCUCACGUCGUUGGUAGAUUGGGCAAAGAGUGGUGGCGUGGAAGGAUUUUCUCUCCGAGGAGCCCUACGACUGCCUUCCUUUAAGGUGAAAAGGAAAGAACCUCAGGAGCUUCAGGAGGGAGACAUGAAGAGGCCGCGUCCUUCAACCCCACCAGACGAGGAUGACGAAGCCACUGAAGGGAGAAUGCCAGAGGCAGACAGGCGUGGAGCUGAAAGGGACAACAAGAGGAGGAAGAAGAAGCCACGAAGUCGUAAACCUUGGGAGCUUGGCAGUGAGGGUGAAGAAACGUCUGAUGGGUCCUCAACAGAGAAGGAGGAUGAAGAAGAGAGUGAAAAGGAAUCUGAUGAUGAUGCCCUUAGUGCUGACAGUGAUGACGAGAGCCUCUCCUCAUCUUCUGAGGGCUCUUCGUCUUCUGCGUCCUCCUCGUCCUCAUCGACUGAAGAUGAGGAUGAAGGGGAACGAGGGAGGGCAGAGAUUGAAGAGCCGGACUCCAUGGACGAUUCAACCAUGGACAGCAUGACUGAGAAAGAGCACCACAGGGAAAAUAACACAGCUGCUGUUCCAAAGACUGAUAUCAAAGCAGAACCAGAUUUCUUGACAGGUGAAACCAAGGACAGCAAGGGAGAUACAACAGUUCCUACCAAGCGCCCUUCAUCGCCCCCAUACCCACGUCCUUCCUCUCCGAUUGUUCUGGUGCCACCUCUGAAGAAACGCAGGAAGACUGUCUCAUUCUCCACUGGCGAGAGCGACGGCAAAACCCAGCUGCCGACUGCACCGCUAUCUCCGGCUCCCUUGCAGGUGGCGGUUGAAUCUCCCAUUGUCUCUUCUAGCAGGCCGGCAGCAGACUCCCCCAUCACUGCUGCCACAACCCCUUCAGCUCGUGCCACUCAGGGCAUCCAACUUCUCCCCUUUGCCUCCAAACCCGGGGAAGGCAAUGCGCUCAUUGUGCCCCCACCUGGACGAAUCCAAGAUGCUGGCGAGUACAAAAGGGGACCACCUGUAUCUCCUCAGACCACCCCUGUCAAAUCCCCUGGAAAAAGAGGUGCAGGCAAAGAGUCCCCCAAAUCCCCUGCGCCUACUGUUCUGGUGUGGCGCACUGUGCAGAACCUGCCUGUGGAUCAUGCUUCAAUGUGCAGGCUGGCCUAUGAUGAGGCCCCCCUUCCAACUCCCGUCAACAAAAGGUCCAGAGGCAGGCCUCGGACGACCAGCAUCUCUGCUUCUUCGCUCAAAGAGGAAGACGAUGAGGAUGAUAAUGAGCAGAGGUUGAGACUCAGAGAGCAGCUUGGGGCAUCGAGCCUCCUACAGCUGGCCUCAGCUUCAACAACUGACCUGUCUGUGCUGGCUGACGUAGCCCUGAAAAUGGACCCUGAUGCCGGGGACUCCGAGGAGACAGAGACAUCUGAUGAGGCAGAGGAACAGAAGAUGGAGGAGGACCUCUUCUCAUCAGGGUCAGUGUCUCUGCUAAUGAGCCAAGAGGGUGUAGUUGUCUUUAUGGAGCACAACUACUGCAAACCCCCUCUUCUCACAGUACCAACUGUUACCAAAAGGACUUCCUCCAAACCAGACUCCUCCAUCUUGCUCCCAGCAGACCUCAACUCUAUUUCUGGGGUGCUUGAAGCGCCAGAGGAGGUCAUUGGAGAUGCACUACCACCCAGGGGAGAUACAGGAGAAUACUUGCCUGCAAUCGGGGUGCUCUGUGAGUCUGAGGAUGCAGGUCAGGCUGCAGCUCAGGCUGCAGCUCUUUCUCCCUCAUCAAAGAAGAUCGGGGUCGGCAAAGGUUUGGAACUUGAAAAGGACAAGAGCAAAAAAAGGAGAAGAAAAGACAAAGAGAACAUUGAGGUUGAUCACUCUAAAAAGCAGAAGGAGCUGCCAGGCAAGAAACAAAAGAAGCGGAAACGAGAGGACUCGGGGGAUGAUGUGGACGUGGAGGAGCUGGAGUCUGGGGAGCUGUCCAGCUCAGACACUGAGGACGAGAUGGUUGAAGACGUGAGAAAGAGCGAGCGCCUCUUUCUGCAGGAGGCUGGGGUAACAUCAUCCCAGCGCUGGCCUAAGCCUAUCCCAGCGCCCGAGGCAUUAGCCAUAAAGUAUGAAAACCGCAGUGAGUUUGAGCAAAUGACCAUCCUCUACGACAUCUGGAACUCUGGUCUGGAUGGAGAAGACUUGACGUUGCUGAGGAGGACUUAUGAGAAGCUGCUUCAGGACGACCACAGCUCUGACUGGCUCAAUGAUACUCACUGGGUCGGCCACACAAUAACCAAUUUGCCGAACCCUCGGCGAAAGAAGAAGAAUGCAGGUGGACAGCUUCGUGAGCAUGUGACCGGUUGUGCCAGGAGUGAGGGCUACUACGCCAUCAGCCGCAAAGAGAAGGAUGUGUAUCUGGACCUGGAUCUUCCUGAGCAGGUCAUCCGGGAGGUGGAGAAUGUUGACGCCUUGGCUGCAAACCGGGUGCUAUCAGAGAGACGUUCAGAGCAGCGGCGCCUCCUCACUGUCAUCGGCACCACGGCUGUCAUGGACUCUGACCUGCUCAAACUCAACCAGCUCAAGUUUCGCAAGAAGAGGCUUCGCUUUGGACGCAGCAGGAUCCACGAGUGGGGUCUGUUUGCUAUGGAGCCCAUUGCUGCUGAUGAAAUGGUCAUUGAGUAUGUGGGUCAAAACAUCAGACAGAUGGUGGCAGACAAUCGAGAGAAGCGGUACGCUCAGCAGGGCAUCGGGAGCAGCUACUUGUUCAGAGUGGACCAUGACACAAUUAUAGAUGCCACCAAGUGUGGCAACCUGGCACGAUUCAUCAACCACUGCUGCACUCCAAACUGCUACGCCAAGGUUAUCACCAUAGAGUCCCAGAAAAAGAUUGUGAUUUACUCCAAGCAGGCCAUCGCUGUCAAUGAAGAGAUCACCUACGAUUACAAAUUCCCCCUAGAGGACAACAAGAUCCCUUGCCUGUGUGGAACAGAGAACUGCCGUGGGACAUUGAACUAGCGGACAAUCUUCUCUCCCUCACUUGCCAGACCCCACUGGUUCACCCUACUCAUAGUUUAGCACCCUCUGAUACCCCCUUCCACUCCUCCAGGUGGCCUCACUGUUGUCCUCACAAUAGCCAGGAAACCAAGACACACACACACACAGUUGCACUUUUCUUGCACACUUGUCAUUCUCUUGGCAGUUUCACAAGGCAGUGUACGAGGGCUUUGUGUUACCUGGAAACGCAAAAGCUAUGAGGAGGGCCUCUGUCCCACCAUCUGCUUCUCUGUGGCAGUAUUGUUGGACUUGACUGGACGUGCAGCCAGGCAUGAAAGGUCUCUCUAUGUCCAUGCCAAUAUUCGUUUGAAGGAACACAAUGAAGACCGAGAAGAUAGACCACAAAAUACCACACUGUUUUUCCUUUUUUCUUUUCUUUUUUCUUCUAGUCCGUAGGUCAGAUCACGUUAUCCACACAAUUUCAAUGCCCCCCCAAUGUCCUCCCCGCCUCCCCUCUACCCACACAAAUCCGCACACUGACGCACAGGAAUAUCAGACAAAUUCAGGGUUUUUAAAAUCGCUCGUUAAGGGCGCACUUUUAAGACAAAAAAAAAAACUUCAAUUUGGUCUUCAGUUAUGCAAGAUUUCCAAGUGUGAAGAUUGUUUUUGAGCAUUUUUUUGUUUUUAAUUUCAUUUCAUAGUAUUAUACAUUAAUAUUACUAUUGCUGUUAUUAAUGGUAUUUAGUUGCUUUAGCUGUAAGUAUCUGACAGUGAAAUGAACCUCACUGUACCCACCCACUGCCUUCAGUGGCUUGUGAAUCACCAGCCCUAUAAAACUUAUUUUCCCUUCUUCACUGUGCGUUACUCUCCUGAUUUGCCACAACCUUCUGUCUGAACGAGAGUAAAGCCUUCUGAACAUUUCUUUUUUGUUCUACCAAAUGUGAAAAUAUAAGUUAACUUGUUCCUAAAAGUGCAUUUUGUUUUUACAUGGCUGCAGAUAUUUGUCUGUGGGAGUAUCACAUCAGAGCAUCACUCUGUUUCUUUGGUUUCUUUGUUUCCCCCCCCACAGUUUUAAGCUUCACCAUCGAAAGGUUUUGAACACAGAAGUGUUUGUAGGAUCCGUCUGUCUGUUUUUCUGUGUUUAGUUGUUACUUCCCUGGUAUUUACUUAUUUGGUUUCACUCAGCAAAUGUCAGAUAAGUACUUCUAUAGAUGGUGAAUUCCACGUUCUUCUUCCCUUAACUGUUUAAUCAAAUAUGCAACCUGCAGGUCUGCUUCAACAGUGUGGGAAAGGUUUAACUCUGUCAGUCUGUGUGCUAAAAAUGUUUUUAAAAGGCACAUUAUUUUAUUAGAUCAGGUCUCUUCAAAUGUUUAGUUAAGUACAUUUAUUUUUUUUGCUGUUUUAUUUGACUCCCAUGAUAAAUUUGUGUUUAUUUUGUUUGUGGAGUCAUUAACCCCAUGCAAAGCAUCCCUCCCGGAAAAACCUAUCAGCUUCACUCAAACAAAUGUCCUACUUCAGUUCUGUUUGCAGUUUAGAUGGUUGGAAGAUAUUUGUAGACAAGUGUCAGCAGGAUUUUUUUUUUAGAGGCUGCAGACAGAGGGGUGCAGACGUCCCUUGUGCUGUCUCUCUUGUUUUUCACAUGGCCAUGGCCGUCCACAGUUUGAACUGUCAUCUCGACUAGCAGAAGACUCUUUUAUUUUGUUCCCUCCCGAACAGGAAAAAUGUGUAAAAUAUUUUUUGUUGCAAUGAAAGCCUUUCAGUACAAACCAACCCUAUUGACUACAGGAUAAAAAGAUGAAAGGAAGAAAAAAAAAUCAAAGUUCAUGUAAAUAUUGUAGAGGUGUUUGUUUCUCGUAGAAACACACUGAUUUCAAGCUGUAAAUAUGUCGUUCCUUUCCCUCUCUCCAUGAGGAGGAAACAUGUACAUACCUUCCAUUCUUUUAUUUUUUAUUGUUUUUCCUUUUAAUUUGAGGAUUAUUUUAAUAUUAUUUGCAAUAUUUCUCUUGUAUUAAUGCGUUGGACCCUUUAUUAAUGGUGCAUUAAAAUAUUUUUUAAAUAAA